Dicrocoelium dendriticum is the source of this 342-nucleotide messenger RNA. The record is from the annotation of a GenBank genome assembly. Lineage: Eukaryota; Metazoa; Platyhelminthes; Trematoda; Plagiorchiida; Dicrocoeliidae.
GCACCGAUCACCAACUUGUUCGGCUGUGUAGAUGAGGUUGUGAUCAACGGGAUAGGGUUAGAUCCUCAACUCAGUGGCCGACCAAGAUGCUACGACUGUUUCAGCCUUGACCCCAAGAUUGUUCACGUGCCUUCGAGUAUCAAGGAUCAACUGAGGACAGACCUGAUUCCCCUCGAAAUCCCUCCUGUCUUUCUGCGUAGUGACCUGGAGCAGCUGACCUUCGAUUUUAGUUUAUUCCACGACCGUGACAGAGUCACUACUUCUAGUCUUUUUGUCUUGGCUUUCGAAGGAGAAUCGCCAGAAAUAAUGCAUCGCAUAUGGCUGUAUUUGACAAAUGCCGAG